Molecule: messenger RNA, 1521 nt
Organism: Onychomys torridus (southern grasshopper mouse)
Lineage: Eukaryota; Metazoa; Chordata; Mammalia; Rodentia; Cricetidae
Gene: Trim31
Product: tripartite motif containing 31
Exons: 8
Coding region: 1-1521 (506 amino acids)
Molecular function (GO): zinc ion binding; protein binding
Source: RefSeq, a predicted model, not a curated record
AUGGCGGGCCAACAGGUGGCCAGCAAACUACUGGAAGAUGUGACCUGCCCCAUCUGCCUGGAAAUUCUACAGGAUCCUGUCACCGUCGACUGUGGGCACAACUUCUGCCUGCAGUGCAUCAAUCAGAUUGCGAAAGCUGCAGAAAACCUCCUUUGUCCCCUCUGCAAACUCUCCGUGAGUAAGGAUACGUUCCGGCCCAAUAAGCUGUUGGCUAGUCUUGCAGAGACAAUCCAGGCUAUGGAUCCUGCUGAGAUCCAACCAGAAGGGGACGAGACAAGAUGUCGGACUCAUAAGGAGAAGCUCCAUUACUUCUGUGAGAAGGACAUGGAGUUCCUCUGUGUGGUGUGUCGUGACUCCAAGGACCACAAAUCCCACGAUGUCACCUUGAUAGAUGAGGCUGCCCAGAACUACAAGGUGCAGAUUGAGUCACAGGUCCAGGAUUUGGGGCAAAAGGAAAAGGGAAUAACUGAAGAGAAAAAGCGAAGUGAAGGGGAAAUCCAGGUGUUCAGGGCUCAGGUGCAUCUCGAGAAACUAGAAAUCUUUGAGGAAUUCAAGCACCUGCGCCAGAGACUGGACGAGGAAGAGCGUUUCCUCCUGACCAGGCUGAGCUGGCUGGAGCAGGAGGGAGCCAAGCAGCUGGAACAGUAUGUCUCUGUGACUUAUGAGCAGCUUACCUCCCUCAGGAAACUCUCAAAGUCCCUGAAGAAUAGGCUGCAAAUGCCAUCCAUGGAGCUACUGGAGGACAUCAAAGACACCUUGAGCAGGAGUAAGGAAUUUCAGUUUCUCAACCCAACCCCAGUUCCUGCGGACCUGAAGAAAAAAAUCAGUGAAGCAAAAGCAAGACAUGUGUCCAUCACAGAAAGCCUGAAGGAAUUAAAAGACAACCUGAAGACUGAGGGGGAGAAAGAUAAAAGGGCAUUCCUCGAAAGCCUGACUAUGAAGGAAAUGGAGAGAUGGUACCUGUUACAGAAGAAUUAUUCAGAUUUGCCCACCUCAGUCUCUACGACCCUGGACAAAGACUCAGCUGACCCAAGCCUCACCCUUUCUCAGGAUCUAAAGAAAGCGACUUUAUACCUCUCUGGAGACACUUCGAAUAAGCAGGCAAAACCUCGACCAUUCUACCCUUUCUACUGUGCAAAGGGUUUCCCAGGCCUCUCCUCAGGCUGUAGGGUGUGGGAGGUGGAAAUCCAGGGACCGUCAGGUGGGGCUGGCAUGGUGGGCAUAGCCAACGAGUUGUCUAUGAGGUCCCAGAGUCAGAACUCAAGUGCGCAGAGCUGCUUGUGGGCACUGCGAAUCUCCUCCUCUGGAUGUCAGCCGUUCACCAACUGCAAAGCCCUGGAGAAUCUCUGCGUCCAUCUUAAGAAAGUGGGCGUCUUCGUGGAUUAUGACCGUGGAGUAAUCACCUUCUAUGAUGCCAUCACUAAGAAACACAUCUACACCUUCCAAACCUCUUUUGACAGACAGGUUUUCCCCAUUUUGGGGCUCCUAGCUGUCCGCUCCUCUAUGACCCUGAGCCCCUAG